CCGGCGUCCCAGCCGAGAAGUGUUCGGGCAGCUCGCCCGCCGCUACGACAGCUCAGCCCGGCAGGUAAGCGCUGGGUAGCCUUAGCCCAACUGGCUGGAAGGUUGGGGACCCGUGUCCAAGUUCCUCGGUGGCCCCUGGCUCCGAAACGUCCCCUCCGCGUCUGACACCCCAGAAAGUGCUAGCCGGGUCCGCGUGUCUCGCUGCGCGUCCGUGUAUUGGGGUGGCCCUUGCACCCUGGCUCCAGAACGCGGUGAACAAGUGGCCUUUCUGUCGCCCUACCCUCGUUGUCGAAAACUUAGGGGGAGCAGCUAGAGACCAGGGCGCGGCACUGCCACAGUAGGGCGGCCAGGCUCAGCCAGGGCCGCAGGCAGAAGAUGGCGUCGGCACCUGUCUCCCCGAGGACCCUAGAGUUCGCAUCUGUCCCUCCCUCGGGGAUCCUGGGAUUCGCACCGUCUCUGCCUGAAGACAUGUCGGAGGUGAGAUUUAUGGCCAGAGACGUCAUCAAGACUCUUCCACAGGACCAGGUCCCCCAACCUCCAGUGGCCUCUGAGGCUCCCAGCAUGAAGGAGCCUGUUGGGGGAGAAAAUGUCAGUUCUGUGAGAGACUUGGACCUCAUGGAGUGCCUGGAAGGCAGAAACCAGGUGGCCCUGAGGCUGGCCUGCAUCGGUGAUGAGAUGGACCUGUGUCUGCGGAGCCCCCGUCUGGUCCAGCUGCCCGGGAUUGCUAUGCACAGACUUGCUGUCACCUACAGCCAGACAGGUGUCAGAGGUAUUUUCAGAAGCUUGAUUGGAAGCCUCACCAACCUCAGGGAAAAUAUCUGGUCCUGGAGAGUCUUGACUCCUGGCGCCUGGGUGUCACCUGAUCAGGACCCUGGGCAGCUGUUUCCCAUGGUGCUGCUGGUCCUCUUGCUACUGGGUGGGGCCUGGCAUUUGCAGCUUCAGUGAGGUGCAGAUGGGGCAGGGCUGGCCUCUGCCCCACAACCCCUAGAGGUGCCGGCACCCUAACCAUGCUGUUUUCUGAUCCCCCCCCCCCCUUUUUUUAUAUUUAACUCAGGAUAGUGCUGAGAUUUCAUACAGGUUUUCUGGGUUUUUGUAAGGCAAAUGAAUUCACUAUACCUCAGGAGCGUUACUGGCUAAAUGCCCCUGAGGCCUGGCUGGCCCUUCUCUCUUGACCCCCUGCUACCUUCCUCUCUGCAGGCUGGUCCUGUGGCCACCAGUGGGGGGAGUGCUGGCCACACCCCUGUCUGUGAAGCCUUGAGGCACAGAAUCUACUGGACUAGAUUCCUUUGGGGUGGAGAGUUCAAUAAAGUGUUGCUUCCAGGAGAGUUCGAUAAAAUGUCUCCAG
Messenger RNA from Arvicanthis niloticus (Nile rat), 1345 nucleotides. Lineage: Eukaryota; Metazoa; Chordata; Mammalia; Rodentia; Muridae. The record is from RefSeq and is a predicted model, not a curated record.